Molecule: messenger RNA, 16803 nt
Organism: Pocillopora meandrina
Lineage: Eukaryota; Metazoa; Cnidaria; Anthozoa; Scleractinia; Pocilloporidae
Source: the annotation of a GenBank genome assembly
AUGGCUACCGUGAGUGUUGCACAUAGAUGGAGCGUAGUUCGACAAAAGUUCAGCAGCGUUACAGAGGGAAAACAAGUCGAAAACCUCACCAUCUCAUCAGAUGUCUCCGCUGAACUUUGCAUUCGUCUUCUUAGUUCUUCGUGUCUUCAGAAUUUCUCCGGGCUCAGGGCAAAGAUUCAAACCAGUUCUGCUGAAUGGAUUACAGAAUUUCUCUCUCGUGGUGGGCUGGAAAUCCUCUUUCAAGCUUUGAAGAGAUUAAGCAAGGGGGAAAAAAUGGCGUUUAUGGAGGCGUGUAUGCAGCUCGAGUGCGUCAACUGCAUCAAAGCGGUUAUGAAUUCGAAACGGGGACUUGAUUCAAUGAUCAGAAACAAGACUCUGGUGCGAAAUCUGGCUAAAGGUUGGCGCUUAAUCAGCAUUGUUUAUUUUUUUACCGAAAUUUCAAACAAGUUCAUUUUACGAGCAAAUGAUUUUCAAAUUGCUUAUUGAUUAAUUCAAAUUACGAGACAAAGGAAAAAAGUUUUAAUCGAAUUUUUUUCAUACUUUCUUGAGACCUCAGUGUUUCUAAAGUCUUAGCCAACGUCUCGUUAAUAAAAGUUUGCUUCGUCGUUCGUGAUAGCUAAUUGUACCUAAUUUUUCUCAUUUACAGUAAUAUUUGGUCUCAAAAUAUUUUCGUAAUAUUGGCGAAGACAGACGAGGACCUUUUUCUUUCAAUGUAAACUAUUUCAUUUUUCUAAACAUUUUAUUUUAUCGUGUUUGGCAAUAAACCAGUGACAUUGUCUUUCGGAUGUCAACAUGUUACGAGUAUUAUUUUGUUCUCACGCGGAAAAGAAAAUGAACAUUGUUCUGUUUCACAGGAAAUUAAUAUAUGUAUUUUUAAGUGAAUGUUAAAAAAGAGAAACCUCCAGAAAGGGGAAACCCUUGAAAUUAUAAACUUCAGCGAUGAAAUGGCUUUUUCUUGACACAGCUAUGAAAAUUCCAGAAACAAUUAAUUAUCUUUUGCUUUUGGCUAUUAAUUAUCUUAUCUCGUGACUCUAGUAAACUUUGCUCGGCACAGUGCUUUGCUCUACUGAUAUGUGAAAACGCUUCCAUUUUAAGCCAAUUUAAACUGAUUGUAGCUUGUUCAUUGUUCGUUCCCAGUUGCUCCCUUGUAUGAUAUGAAACCGACAUUUCACCUUUGCCAAUAUUUAGAACAGUCUCUAUUUUUGGACGACCCGGCGUCAAUCUGUCUUCAGCUCACCAUUUAUUGGAGAUCUGAAACGCAUAUUAAGGGAAAAAAAUUAAUUAUUUAAAGAAAAAGUUAGAUAAUGUGUUCUUUUUGUUUAGAUUAUUUAAAAGAUCCCAUUAGAGAAAAGCAAAUGCUAAUCUCAAAGUUGCAUCACCAUAUGUUUGUUGGGGUAAUAACGAAUUUAUAUGCAACGAAGAUUGGUAGUGAUUUUUUUAUCAACUUUCUCUCUAAAUGGUGUUCAAUGUAGCGAAUGAAAGAUAGUUUUUCUUAGAACCCUUAAAAGUUUUAAAGUGGAAACACAACCCGUGUUUUGUGUGGUUUAUGAAAUGGGUUACUUUCGUAAGUUUACUGAGUUGUUAAGUUGGCAAAAUCGCCUGCGAAAUUAAGAGGAAAAAAAAGAAAAACUCUCAUUAGCCGUUGUAAAAAUAGACAAGACUGGUGUUCUAAUUUUGGGUAAUUGGUAAAAGGUUUAUUUAAUACCCUUCCGUUAAUAUAUAUACUUUUUUAUCCUUAUUUGCUUCAUUUUUUAUGGAGUAAAUUUAACAUUAAGACAUUCGAAAAUUUUGACUUGCAGUUUUUCUCAAUUCCCAGAUUGUUUGAGUCAAUACAUUAACAUAGCGGGUUACUGUGUUGUGUUCUUGGGCAAAGCAUUUUAGUCUCGCCAUGCUUCUCUUCUUCACAGACGAACUGUCAGAGAAGCCUGGCAAAAUGGUAAGAAGGUGGGGGGAGGGGCAAUCAGCGAUGGUCUGGGAUCCCAUAAAGGGGGGGCUGGGGCCUUUUCCUUGUAUGCUGACCUUAACCUCACAUUUAAUUAACUCCCUGUCGUUUUCUUUCAGCGCUCGAUACAAACAACACAAUGAUUAAGAAACAAGUAUUUGAACUUCUAUCCGCUCUCUGCCUUUAUUCCAACCAAGGACACAAACUGGCCAUUGACGCGCUUGAGAAUUACAAGGUGAGUUUGCGUCAUUAGGAUGUAAUUUCUCUUCAUAACUUUGCUUUAUUUAUGAGGAAACCAGUUAUGAGAAUAAAAGAAACGAUAAACUCUAAAGGACACGUACGUGUCACAUAUGAACUUAGAAAUGACUCUGGUCGCCAUAGACUUCUCUUUAGCUCAGUGGAAGAACAUCCGUGAUGACCUUGUGCAGAAACUUUACACACUUUAGCCCCCCACCCUCUCGACCCACGUGUAUCAAUGGGUACCAGUGGGCUUUUAGGGAAAUUGAUGAAUUGCAGGGGGGAGGUGUUAUCUGUAAAAUGGAUUAGCCCCUCUCCUCCGGGGGAAGUGGCGGCAAUAGUCCUAGUCUUUUCAUGUUCUUGAAACCGGGAUAAGCUCCGGCUGGAUGGGCCACUUGGCUCGAGUGAAGAGUGAACCCUACGAGUGACUAGCAUCUAAUUUCUCCACACAAUAUCAUCACUGAAACACAUGAAUGUCAUGAUAAUAAAGGAAAUGAUCACCAACUAAAGAAACUCUUGAUUGUUAGACAAAUUCUCCCUGUCAGCACCUUAGUUAAUGUACAGAGUACAGUAUAGAGAAUGUGAAUACUGAUGUUAGGCUGUAAAGGAUUAACCAAUCUGAUCAUGACUUUUAACCUUUUUAUUUCAUUUCAACCGCAGCUCACCAAGGGUCAGCGGUACAGAUUUAGUUUGAUCAUCAAUGAGCUUAAAAAUGCCGAAGUUAUGCCAUACAUGACCACGUGUUUAGCCUUCAUCAACACUAUACUCAUCGCUACGGAAGACUUUGAAGAACGAGUCCGCCUGAGAAAUGAGUUUGCAGGUGAGUAAACGCUAAUGUCAAUACGAUCGUAAUAGACCUCGGUCACUGUAGAGUCUCUGUGGCUCAGUGCCAGAGCAUCGGAGCGCGGAAUCCGAAGGUCUGAUGUUCGAUUCCUCAUAGGAAGCUUCUUCACCGAGCUCAAAACUUACCAUCUCUUUUGUUCUAUUUAUAAAGUUAUAGGUUUUUCUGAGGUGCUGUGCCGCAUCUGAGACUCCCAAUAUUUGGCAGUAAUCUACUCCGAAGAACUAAACGUUGCCAUCAGAAAAUUAAUAAAAUUCCCUCUCAAAAACCACUCUACCCUCCCGUACCUCCGACGCACGAAAAAUCUUGAUGUAACUUCUUCAGAAGCUUCCUCUCAUCUCAAGUGUUUUCCUUUACCUCAAAUUAGUCUCCCACUUCAAAACUGUUGUUUUAUCUCAAAAUACAGGUUCUUCUUGACAACGUUUUAGUUUGCAUUGCAUUUGAAUUACCUUUUCAAAUAUUUCACCUCAAAUACGUAGAAUUAUCUUAUCUUUGUGCUUCACUCAUUGAGGAUACUCACAAAUACAGUCCUUCGUAAUCAUCUGUUUUCUAAAAUCUUUAGUGCUUCACUUAGUUUCAUGAAGUUUUAAAGAGUUGUCUGUUUUUCCAAACAACGGCCUUAGAUCGCAUCUUACGUAAAGAUGUUCUCGUAGUCUUUUCAUAAACAAAGCAUUUCAUACCAUAUGUUUCCACUUAGAGCAUUUCUUGAAAUUUAGCCAAUGUUUUGGCAGAGUGAAGAAGAUCCUUUGUCAAGCUUACCAAAUUCCGUUAGUUUUGGUGAGUGGAAAGAUUUGCACAACGAAAACAAGGAUGAAGCAAAUUUAAGUUUUUUCUUUACGGUCACAUUAAUUACCGAUAAAUUUGUUUGUACUUCUUUUAAAUCUCCUUAACUGAAAAAAAUUGAAAACAUCAGCCUUCAAAUUUCGUUUUUUCUUAAGUAAGUGUUCGGGAAUAAGCGAAGAAUAAUUUUGAAGGCAAAAAAUGUGCGAUUUUGCCAUAGAAAUCAUCAGAUAUUAUGGUUCACUGUAUUUCGCUCGUCGCUGUUUUCUUAGCGUACUAUCAAAUCAUUCGUGGGUUUUUCUCCAUUGUUUGGUCCCGCAGUGUUUCCAGCAGUGAGAAAAUUGAGGGCUUUGAUGUUUGUGGUUUACAUGUUUAUCGCAAUUGGACGGCAAAGAACCUUUACAUUGCAAAAUUCGGCCGUGCGAAGCGAAUUCCAUGCGAAUCGGCAGGUGAGACACCAAAUGGCAUCACAUACACUUCCACGCAUCAAAGAAUCGUUCUCGCAGUGGGACCUAUAAUUUUUGAAGUACGAAGCUCUGGUUUAAUUCUAUGAACACAUGUAACAACUUCAGAUUAUGUGGGUAAUAUUUUAGUUUCUAAUGCCGCGGAAAUACAGCACUUUUGGGCCAAUUUCGCGCUUUGAAAACUGGUCAGCAUGUAGUCAUAGCAUACAGAAAUAUAAUGGCUCCCAAUUAUUCUUUAACAGGGCUAGGACUCUUGGACAUCCUAAGCAAUUUGAGGUAAAAUAUUUGAUAACACAUUAGAAAAUAUGUUAGUUUGAGAAUUUGUUGUUGUUAUUAUUUAUUUAACAGCGCUUUCCACAGUGUUUUAUGUAACACAAAUCUCGCAUUUUCCCCGAUUUGCUCUUGUUCGGUAAACUUAAUUGAAUUGUAUUUUCAGUACUUGUUUCCAUUCUGCCGACAGCUAAAAUGUAUUUAGUGGAUAGAUUAAUUGCAAUUUUCAUGUUUUUUAUGAGCUUACUUGCGCAAUAACCCAACCAAAACACAGCGUAUUAUGACUCAAUUGAUUUUCCGGAUUUUUUGUGUUCGUUUGCGCAACAACACAAGCAAGAAAGAAGCUCUACAAAUGAAACCUCCAAAAUCUUAUCUAUUAAUAUUUGAGUAGAUUUAUGAGUUUCCCAGAAUCAUUUUGAUGUAUCGAUCUUACAUCUUUCUCCGCAAGAGAGUAAUGAUAAAAAAUAUAUACGUAUAUAUAAAAAUAUAAAUAUAUAUAUAUAUUUGACGGGUAGUGAACGUUUGAACUUUAAGAAGAUCUCCCAAACAAACGCCCGUCGAGGCCUGAAUUUUUUCAUGUAUGGUUUCCUGCUUUCAGUUUAAUUGCCGUUAAUCUGUAAAUACAUUGAUUGUUUUCUUGGAACUUGUUAGUCGCCAGGUAGAAACUGUGUUUAUGGAACGACUGCGAAUUGAAGAAGUCGCCUAAGUUCGUACCUUGACCUCCCACGGUCAAGCGAUUCCUCUAAUUUCAGCUAGCGAGUAGAAUCUGGGAACGAGAAUACGAUUCGCCUCUUUCGUUGCUUGUGUCAUCGCUCGGCUUUCAAUUUUACGCGGCAAAAGCUUCAAGAGGGCAAUCGUAAUUACAUGCAUUGUGUCAUUUAUCGCAGGCACAACGAUGACGAAGAGUUAUUGGUUCAACUCGAUGUGUUUGAAGAACAGAGACUGGAGGAUGAAGAUGAUCUGAACUCCCCUGAGGGAGUAAAUCUGACGUCUCACUUGGACGUAUUUCAUGCUUUGUUUAGAAAGGUUUGUCCUUAUUUUCUGGCGACGUCUUUGCCUUUUUGCUGUGGUAAUUAAGUGCAACUAUGAAGAAAAAUGUCUUCUUGCUCUCACAAGAUUUUUUUUUCACUCUGAGCAAAAUCUCCGCAUGCCAAUCAUUGCAUACAAGAAAACUAAAAUGAUUUAUGUAUGAAAGACAGAAAGCAAGAACAAAUUGGUUGUUGAGGGUCAAAAUAAAACAAGCACCGACGUCCGCCACGUAAGCUAUACAUUAAGUUUGUGGCAAUCUACAUAAAAAAAAUUACGGGCUCGUGCAAGUUUGUUGUCUUUGAAACAUUAACUAGUGCUUAUUAACACAAAAUUGCAUUUGAAAUCGUGAUAUUACUUUUACUGACAGGCAUCUAUAUAUAUUCAUAGGUGAGUAACAAACCUCAAGGUGUAAACCUAUUAAGCAUUCUACAAAACCUGCUUUUGAUCGAGGAUGAUUCACCUGUGUCGGACUCGGUUUGGGAAGUGAUCGAGAAACUUGUAAAACGAGCUGUGAACAUCGAUAGUCGUAAUCGAGCGGAGUCAAUCCUAGAGGAAGGUGAGAGGCAAUUUACCAGUUUACAACAUGGAGGUUCAUCAAGGGAAGGCAACAACACGCGGAGUGGUUCUCCUGAUGAAAACUUGACCCAUCGAAUGUCCGUGGCGCAGCAAUCGUCAGAAGAUGUACGUUCAGCUUGCGUGCGUUCUGUCUCUGUUGAUGACCCCAGUUCGACGUCUGUUGUGGCAAACGGGAUUCACGAGGAAAUACAGGCUUCCACGCAAGCAAAUCUAGAGGAAGCAUGCCCGAUGACAUUUGAAGAUGAAGAAGCAGCUCCUGCUUCUGUCAAAAUUCUUGAAGGUAUCAUUCAGAAUAACAAGAAAAAAGAGGGGCGAUCAUCCAGUCCAGAACUUAUGUUGGACCUUGAAAGUGUUGUAAAUGAACUCGGCUUAAACAAUCCUCCUGCACCUCCUCCUCCGCCGCCCCUGCCUGGACAAUCAAAUGGUGAAGAUAUUCAAAUCGUAAUGAAUCACGUAGAAACAACUGAAAGCGCACCUUCACUGCCAGGAAAAGAUGAGAGUUUUUCGUACGGGAAAUCAGUUACUCCUCCUUCUGUAGGAGCCUCAGCCAUUCCUCCGCCCCCUCCUCCGCCUCCCGUGAUAGGAAGAGGUGAGAUUCCUCCUCCUCUUCUUCCAGGAAUGAAUGGAGUACCACUUCCUCCUCCUCUGCCUGGAAAGGUUGGCGUGCCACCACCACCUCCUCUAGGAACUGGGGUAGUUCCUCCACCACCGCCUCUUCCAGGAGUAGGUGGAAUACCCCCUCCUCCUCCUCUACUGGGAAUGGGUGGUGUGCCUCCCCCUCCACCUCUUCCAGGAAUGGCUGGGGUACCGCCACCGCCCCCUUUACCUGGAAUGGGAGGAGUACCUCCACCUCCACCUCUUCCAGGAAUGGGCGGGGUACCACCACCACCCGCUUUACCUGGAAUGGGGGGAGUACCUCCACCGCCGCCUCUUCCUGGGAUGGGUGGAGCACCCCCGCCUCCCCCAUUACCUGGAAUGGGGGGAGUACCUCCGCCCCCACCACCUCCAGGAGCUGGGGGAGUUCCACCUCCGCCGCCUCUGGGUGGGUUUGGAGUCACUCGAGUUUACCAGCAGCCCGUUCAUCGUAGUGUCAGCUGCCCGCUCGUCCCUCCGGUGAAACCCAAGAGUAAGAUGCGAUCCUUAGCGUGGCAGAAGCUUCCUCCGCAUGUGAUUCAGAGGAGUAAGACGUGUGUAUGGGCACGUGUCAUGGCCCUGGAGGUAAUCCAGCCUGAUUUUCAUCUGGAAGAGGAGUGGUUUUGUCAAAAGAAGACGGGCGGAGCGAAGAAGACGGAGACAAAGAAGAAGGAGCCCUCAGAGGUAUGGGUUGAUUACUUUUGCUUGUCUUGUGCGAGAGCACCACUUUGGGUGGAGUGUAUUGCGUGACUGUGUUAGAGGCCAUGGAAGCGUGAAUUCAGCCAAAAAAAAAAGAUUAUAGACGCUGGGAAAGUUACUAUUUCUUUGCAAUUAAUUUUUUUUUCCUUUUUGUAGAUCACCCUACUGGAUCCAAAGAGGAGUCUGAACGUUAACAUUUUUAUGAAGCAGUUCAAAAAGUCAGUAUUGCUGUGUAUCUCUUUUGAGUAUUAUUGUAGCUUUGCCGCGUUGACCUCUCCUUCAUUGGGCUACGGACUGGAUAUUGGAAAACUUUCUUUAUCUUGGGCGUAGACAGAAUUUCCGGGGGGGGAAGAUUACGGUCGCUCCUAGUUGAAUUUGGUGCACGCUAGGUUGUCGUGGAGAACAGGGAUGGGGUAAAUGUGAGAGUGCUCACCUCCCAUCGCUAGGGUCUGGGUUUGAUUGCCGGACCUAACGUCACAUGUAGGCUGAGUUUGUUGGAUUUUUUCACGUUCCCGGGUCCUCCGGUUCUCCUUCCUCCACAAUUUGCAAUUUGACUUGGAAGCAUUGGACGAAGAUCUACUUUCGGGUGGUAGUGCUGCCAAAAUCCUCUUUAAUUAUUUAUUUCUUUAUUUAUUUUUUGCUAUUUUUAUUUCUUAUUAUUAGGGGGAAGGGAAGUUACGAAGGCUCUAGAAUCCCCCUAAGUCAUGCCCCCAUUACCAAUCACCCCAAGAUGUGGUUAGUUUUCGCACCCAGGAGUUCUCAAAGCGUAGUAGCGGCUCUCUCGUUUGCCAAUGUAACAAGAGCAGAGGCAAGUGUUUGAAAGGAGGCGUACAAUUUUCAAAUAAACGUUUUCCUUAUUUCCUUUAGGUCAAACGAAGAGAUUGUUGGGUUGAUUCAAAACGGGAACAGCAAAGCUUUUGAUGUUGAUGUCCUGAAAUCGUUCAUCAAACUCCUUCCAGACAACACAGAGGUCAGUAUCUAAGAGCAAAGGUGUUUUAUAAAAUAGUCUAACCUAUAGUCUAACUUAUCGUCUCCUUAGAGUAUACAUACAUUAUUCAGAAAACAGCUUAGGAGAUUAAACUAUAUCUAUAUCCUGUGAGCGUGAAGAGGACUUUUAAGAUGAAUUCUCAAACUGAAAUUUGUUUGUGUUCUGUCCCUUUUCAGAGAGAAAUGCUGAAAGGAUUCUCUGGCGACAAAACCCAGCUGGGUUCGGCUGAGAAGUUUUUGUUGGCACUGGUCUCUAUUCCUGGGUAUGGUUACUUUGUUCUCUAUUUUAAAAUUUUGUUAUCAUUUUAAUUUCUUUCAAUUAUAUCUUUGGAACUGAGUUGAGUGAAUAAAUAAAAGAUAAACAAUUAUCGUGGUUAUCUGAUUUUUUAUUUGUUUUUCUGAGCAGGUACAACCUUCGUCUAGAGGCCAUGUUACAAAAGGAGGAGUUCCAGAUUACAGUUGAAACAAUCGAACCAAGUUUAGAAUCUUUGAAAGGAGCAAUACAAGGUGUGCAUAGUUUUUACGAACUCUUAAAAUCUAGAAAAAAUAUGAAAAGAAUCUCAUUACUAUUUUCAAACAUUUGUUAUUGAGGUGGAAGAGAAGUCGCUUUAAUUACACAAGGCAGACUUUGACCAUAGGUUACCUAGCAGUCAUUAUUUGCAUUAACAGAGGAUACAUCCCGAAACUAAAAGAGAACAACAUAUCACUACAAAGCGUAGAAGGGGUUUGAACUUAGAAAAAGCGACACGUUAAGUUUAAUUUUGAUUUAAAAUCUCUGUUGGUUUCAAUGCAGAGAUUUGUAUUUUGUGUUUCAUUCUUUUAGACUAAAUACUAAUCAACCUCAAAUAUAUUCAGAUAUCCUCAACAGUGAAAUUCUACCAGAGGUUCUUCAGCUGAUUUUGAUCAUUGGCAAUUUUCUGAACUCGGUAAGAGGUGUUUUUUAUUAUUAUUAUUAUAAUUAUUAUUAUUAUUAUUAUUAUUAUUAUUAUUAUUAUUUCAAACUCAUCUUUUUUCCGUCCUAUGCAAGCCUAACCUUGUCACUAACAGACAUUUCUUUUAUGUUUUAUGUUGUAGGGAGGGUACGCUGGGAAUGCUGUGGCUUUUAAGAUCAACUCACUCUUAAAGAUUGUGGACACGAGAGCCAACAAACCCCGCAUGACCCUCAUGAACUUCUUGGUGCACGUAAGUUCGCACGUUUUCUUUGAUUACUUAAGCUAUUUUGAAUUACAAAGAACUAGUUACAGCUGGUAACAAAGCCUAGCAAUUCAAUAUCCGCGCCUAGCGCGGGAAAAAACUUUACUAGCGACCAGCGCGGGGAAAAAUACUUGGUAAGCGCGGAAACACGGCUAUUGCUAAGUGCGGGAAAGUCGUGUCUAGGAAAAGAUGCAACAUGCCCCAGGCGCGGCGGGAAAGCUGUAAAAAUUUUUAAAUGCAAAGCUCAGAAGAAAAAACGGAAAAUCAAACAUGGUAAAUGGGUAAAGCAGGUUGGUUUCUGGACUCCUAUUCGUUUUUAGCUGAGACAUUGGGAACAGUCGUGAAAUUUAUUGGGAGCGUGAGAAAAUUGUCUCACAGAAGCAUGUUUUGCAUCUAUUUAGGUUGCUGAGGAGAAACGCGAGAAAGUAUUAAAGUUUACCGAAGACAUGAAGCAUCUUGACAAAGCCGUCAAGUAAGUGUUGUUGCUCUUGAAAAGUAAUGAGUUGAUAGUCCGACAUAAACAUGGUCUGUUAAUAGUCGUCAGUUAUGUUUGUUAGACAUCGUGAAUUCAAAAUAAUGAAACUGGAAGUAAUUGCCUUAUUUCUUAAACUUAGGUUAUCUGUAGACAAUCUUACUGGAGAAGUAGUGGGCCUCAAAAACAAACUCAAAAGCCUUGAAAAAGAUAUGAAAAGUGGACCGAAAGAUAUUUGCACUCAAUUUUCUGAAUUCAUCGAGGUAAGAUUGUUUGGUUUUUCUUCUUUGUUCACUGCCUCGCUUUUUUCUUUACGUUGAAAAUAGCUUUUUGACAGAGUGUUGUUAAGAUAAAACCAUUGUAAUCACCACAGCCAAUUGAAUUAAACGAGAAUGUGACAAGGAGCCAAUGAGAAGCCAAAGUGAAAGCAAAACGCGGGAAAAAGUUUGUAACCAAGUCGCGAAUAGGUUUAGCUUUGCUCUGAUUGGUCGCGAGGGUGGCGAAAGUUUUACUUGACCAAUCAGACAACGUAGUGAGGCACAACGAAUGCAUUUCCACGUUAUUUUGAUGAGAGCAUUACUCGCGCCUGCUCUCACGCCAUAUUCGGACUAUCAAAAAAGAAAAAACGAAAAAAUGAAGGGCUCUCUUAAGCAGUUGAUCCCCCGUUUUUUGUAAAUAUUUUGUUGUUUUCUUUUUUUGUUCGGACAAAACUUUUUUGGUCAUAAACUAAGUAUGUUUUCUUGCCCUGCAAUGAACAUAUUGUAAAUCACUUACAGGGCGCUUUAGAGAAGGCGAAGCAGCUAGAGGAAGGCAUCACCGAAAUCCACAGCCUCACCAAACAACUGGCGAUGUAUUUCUGCGAGGACGAGGGAAAAUUAAAACUGCAGGAGUUAUUGUCUUUGUUCAAGACUUUUGGUGAUCAGCUGAACAAAGCUAAGAAGGUGAAUAAACACUUGUUUUGCUGUUUCGUAUAUUUGUAGCGAGAAGUGCACAAUAACAAAUACUUUGUACUUAGCUUUAUAUCCUUUUCUCUCGUUCCAGGAUAACGAACAAUUUCGUAUCCAAGAGGAAAAACGAAAGGCACGCGAGAAAAAGAAAGCAGAAGAGGCAGCUAGAAAUGCUGAAGCAGGGGGCAAAGUGAAGACCAAACCGCGGCCAAUAGACGAGGAACAAGAAGGGUGCAUUGUGGACCGACUGCUCAGUGACAUCAGGAAAGGCUUCCCCCUGCGGAAGCACUCCAGAGGGACAUCCUCCGGGAGGAACAAAUCAGCAUCGCCCACGAGGCCUAAACGGAGCCGCGACGAAGGAGGUAAAGACGGAUUUCGAAAGAUCUCGGGCCCAGCCACGGCCCGAGCUAAAUUAGAACCGACUGAAGAGGAACAGAAUGAGAUUCUGCCUAAGAGAAAUCUUGAAGGACCUUCUCUUCCAAUCAGAUAGAUCGACUGCAUCAAGAGAAAAUAAGGGAAAGAGAGAGGUCCAAUCAGCUUGUUGGUCGCGAAAUGAUAAUUUCAUUGAGGCUCUUUUUAAUUUUGGACUGUUUUCCCAAAGGUGCGCACUACCUUCCUCCAUGUCCUUGAUUUUCUCUUGUUGCUGUUGCCAAUUCAAAAUGAGUUAUGGUUGUUGUUUCAAAAGCUAACAAGUUUUGUGGCACAUUUUUAAGCAAUUUGGUUCAGCUUGCAAAUUCACUGCUAUUGUUUGUCGUGGAUAUUUUUGCCCCAGUUGAAUAUUAUCCACAAACCCCAAAAUCAAAACUUUCGGAUGAAAUUUUAAAGUGGCAGGAAGUCUAUAAAGACCUGCGGCAGCAUUGAAAUUCUUGCAUCUGUUUAAUGUGUGAUGUGAAAGAUAAGAACCGUUAGCACUCUGCUUAAAGCGACCUACAGACAAACAAAAUAGAGGAAAAUGAACAAAAACGCCCAAAAAUUAUUUUUCUUAUUCUAAAACAUUCAACUGAUAUUCAUUGUUAAAAUAUUUUCCUUGAAGGUAUGAAAAUCACAAGGAAAAUUGCCUAAAUUUUUCACCGGAAAUAUAUUUUUCUGAGACGCUUUUUUAUAAGAUAAAAUAUUUUUUUUUCGGUCGUGACAAAGACAUUCAAAGAUAAAAUGCCAAAUCAUUAUCCAGUUACAGUUGUGCCUUUGUUUGAUAAAUAUCUGGUGUUAGUUUGACAUGGUAACAAAAACAAAGAAAAAAAGACAAAUAAAAAUCUGCUGUGGGAAUCAGUGGUAAAGUUUAAACAUACGUGACAUUUUCUAAGCUUCUCGCCUGUUACACACGCUUUUGAAACGUUUACUUAUUUAUUACACAUUUUAUAAUGCGCCUAGCUAUUUUGAAGUAUGGUUUGUUUAAAAGAUGCGUCUUAUUUCAAACAAAACGCUGAAAGGUUAUUGCGAACCAGUUGAUAGAUUGUCAGAGAGUGUUCAGUAUGGAAAGGGACGGGCCUGAAAACGGAGAAAACUUUAAGUUGGGUACUUUAGCAUAUGGUGAGGAAAACUCAUUGAACUGUAGAACAAUACAACAGUAUUCACCGCUUCCACUUUCACUCCAUCGUUGGCUUGCACUUUGCCUCUGCUGUCGUAUUUAAUCAUUUUCACAAUAAGAACCUGAAAAAAAUGAUGUUGCUAAAUAACUUGAACGUACUUCUGGAUUAAGAGAACUACAUUUUAUUAAUGAGGCGUUGAGUCUUUUUCUCUCCUCGAGCAUCUGGACUCUAGGUUCACCAUACUUUUACAAACAUUAUAUUGGAAUUGUUUGCCGAACAACUAAAAAAUACCUAUACGAGAAAUUGUUCAAAGGGCACUCUGCUCUUGAUUCCACCUAACAAAUAUCCCAAGUUUCUUUAGCCAGUUGUUGAUGUUUACUGUCGUUACACCGUUUUCUAAGAAAGUUUGGGUAUUAGAUUUCAUGUAAUGAAAAGUACUAGGUUUUCACUCCACACUUGAAGUUUAACUUUUUUGGACGUUACAUUCUCUGAGCACCCUUCCCAUAAUGACUGAACACUCCCUAAAUGAGCUACAACCACGUCAGUAGUUCCAGAAAAUGCUUUGUAAAGUUUUGUUCUUAAUUCUAUAAAUGGUCUCUUCUGGGAGCAGUUCAACACAAUAAGUUAUGAUUAUCGCGAUAGCAUUUUGUUAAUACGAGCCAGUGAAUUAAAUCAACCACAAGGCCAAUAAUGCAAAUUGUGGUAACUUUGUGAAUCAUCAGAGCGUGAGGUUGUGCUUAGAGAAUGUUAAUGACCUAUUCGAGUUGGAAAAAGAUUUUCCCGAAGAGUCUUUAAAAGCCAAAACAUUUUUUUUGCAUUUUCGGAAGAAGAGACUGAAAGCUUUUCUCUUUGCAGAUUCAAACAGAUAGUUGCGGACGUCCAAGUUAUUCAAUACAAAUAAAAAUAUGCAUUCUUUAAAUAUCUAGUAAGGAAAACACCGAAAUAUCUGGAAUUUUUCCCGCAGCUUUUUGAAGUGAUUGGAUCUAUUUUAAGUGUGGUACACUUUGUUCAGUCAGCGAAGUUUUAAACCAAAGGAGCGUUUUUCACUUUCUGUUAUAAAUGUUCUUAAUAUUCUGUAAGGUUGAUUCAGAAACGCUCAGCGAAGAGACAGUUUUACUUAGUAUUUCAAAUGACUUCUCACGACACAAUCGCUUAGCUUUAAGUGAAUUGUUGUUUGCGCAUUGGCUCUUUCAUUAGCUGCUGAUGAGCUAUUGUUGAAAUUAAAUCAGUCAUACUGCCUCCGGAAAAAAAAACUGCUUUCGUGUCAUUCAAAUUUUGUGAUUGCUUGAAAUUGUUCUUUGCUAGCCCUGGUAAACUUUUCUCAGCCCUAAACAUUGACUUUAAAAGCACAAUUGUUGUUUGGGGCGGUCAAGAAAUUACAAUAAACAACAUUGUGUUCGAUCGCUUUGUUUUCUUAUUUUGAAUAAGUUGCCCUGGGGGCUCCCUCUUGACUUAUUCUUCGCAUGGAAACGAGGCUCUUGACCACGUGAUAAGUUUCCAAUGCGCGGCGUAGAAAUGUGAAUACUGAUUUAUACAAGCUGUUUGGAUUGUAGGUGGUCUUGUUAAGGUUAAGUACCAAAUGACCCCAAGGUCGUGUUUGAUUACUCGGUUUAUAACGUCGCGUGUUUUUAUUCACCACAGGUGACGACGUGUUUGUUAUUCUGGAAGAAACCGAAGAAGAUGAGAAGCAAGCCACAACACAAGGGGUUCUGGAUAAAAUCGUUGUUACCGCGGACAAAAAUGAACUGAAAAAAGACAAGCUUGAAAACAAAGAGGAGGUAUCAAACCACAGAGUCUCGAAUCCUGCCUAUGAAAUUGAAGUAUCGGAAGCUGGUGUUAAAGGUAUAUCUAAACCACAUGAACGUGAAAACAGAGACGUCUCCGAAAUGAAAAAACGCAAAUCUAGCAAGGACGUGUCUGCCACUCAAAUCGAAGAGGAACUAGACAAAGAAUCAAAGAGGAUUAAAUCUUUUGGAGAUUCUUUCGAAAGAAAGAAAGCUGGCAAAACUACCGCGGGCAAAAAUGGCGAACUGCCAGCUUUGAAUGGAGUGUGUGAAGAUAUUUCAUCUGAUGAAACUCCUGCCAAAAUUCCGAAUGAUACAAAACCUCAGCUCGUUACAGUAAGAGAAGGCUGUAGUUUAACUGCACCGAAACAAAAGGUUGUGUUUUCUAAGGAAAGCCAGGACGAUGCAGCAUUAAACGAUACUGUGUCAAAUUCAGAGAUUUCUGGUCCGCAGGAGAAUCUAGCUAAACAAAACUUUAGAAGUGAUAGCCAAGUUUCGGACGUGUCUACAUUGGAUAAGGAAAUUAAGCGUGGCGUGCUUCAGUCGAAAUCGACUCCUGAACAAGAUUACAACGAAAAAACUGUUGUAAACUCAACAAAACGACUCGAGGAUGAAAAAGAACUUUCACUAAAUAGUUCAAACAUUUCAAAAGAGAAUGACACAAGGAAAGCCAAACGAGAAUUCGCGGGGGAAAUAAUUCCACCAGUGAAAAACAAAACACUAUCAAAAAAUGGCGGGAAUAGCCAAUCUGCCGGCCAAUCUGAAAGCGGUAAACAAUCACGUGAUGAUAGCCCAAAGGUCCUGAAUCUUCCACAAAAUAGAGAUCUGGGUUCGAGAAACAGAACUGAGGAAAAACGAAAAAAUGAAAGAUAUGGAGAGAGUGAAGGGAAAAAACAAACUGAGUUUAAAGACAAACACGAGCCAGUCGUUUUGCCAUCUGUCACUGUCGAACAGGAUAAUAGUCUAAAUGACGGAGACGAUGAAACACCCAAGACUUUGAACGAACCAAGCGGAAACAAACGAGGACAUUCCACUGAAGGAACUGAGAAGCGACGGAGACUGAGCGAGGCGGAUCUCAAUCUCCGCCCGCUGAGUCCUGUGAUGGAGGAUGAAGAAUCUGAUAAACAGUUAUUAAAUCCUUCUGCUGGACGGUCGGCUAAAGUAAAGAAAAGCAAGUCGUUCGUGGCGCGCGGGUUUUCAAAAAUGUUCGGAAGUAAGCGAAAAUAUAAAGUGGACAAAGAACUUAGGGAGAAUUCCUUCUCGUCCGAGUGUGAAAGUCAGACAACUCAGGCGGAGUUUGAUCAGAGUGAGAAUCACGGCGGAGCGAAGGAGAAUAAAAAAAAGAAAAAAAGGAAAGGGGAGGAAAACCAUGGUGGCGAGAAGAUAAGUGAUGGACAAUCAACUGAUGAGGGCAAAAACAAACAUUCGUCGCGCAAGUUUGGCGGCCUCUUCUCGCGGGGAAAAAAGAAAGAGAUGCACUCGCAUUCGAAAGAAAACAAGUAACUAUUUUGCAUUUUUAGAGCGGCAUUUUCGCUCUUGAAGCCAGUCACAGGACUGGUAUGAGCAUAUUAUUGAUUUUAAUAUUGUUUAUCGAAAUUUGAAAGGUUAACAUUUCAUCAGAUCACUGCCGAACAUUAUGAGGUUGAUCUGAUAUUUGAUUUAUUAAGUUCAGAUGAAAUAUCGCAUGAUGAGUUGACGUUAUAUUCUUUCAGUAAUAGCAUCAUUUUCACAACAUAUUGUUUUGCUUUCCAAAAGGAAGUGUAAAAUUUAGCUGAUGAGUCAAAGUCAAAUUAAUAGAGCGAUCGACUGUUUUUUAAGUACCUUUGAAAUAUUGCCAAGCUCGGUACAGUUUAACUAGAUCAUAGUGAUUACCAUUUUGUUCAUUCCAACUAUAUCUGACGAGAACUGUGGUUAAUAUUGUGCAAUAUCUUGCAUAUAGCCACAAACAUUGAUUUAAAACAUUUGUUUUUAGUUUACGCUUCUUAGUGUGUACAAGAAUAGACGGCGGAGGAAACCGGGGGAAGUUGAGAAUAUCUCUCUCUUCCAGUAAUCAGCUUUCCUCUCAUCUCCCGCCCUUUAUCACGCAAAUCUCCAGAUUAAGGAUUUAUUAUUGCGCGCACUUUCCUUUUCUGUCCCAUUUCCUGCCUUAGUGAGCGCCCUUACCUCCCAUGUCACCCACACCCCUUCCGCCCGUUCGUUUCCAGGCUCCCACUCCCUUAUGCCCCUCCACCAGCGGGGAAAAGCAUAAGGGAGUGGGAGCAGGGUGAAAGUAAUCCAUUGGUUUUGGUUGACUGUGCCCAGUGAUUGGUCUUGAAAACUCGCGCUAUCUGCUCGACCAAUCAGAGGCAAAACUAUAUCCAAUCACGAAUUUUUCUCUAACGUUUCCCCGCGCUCCAGGCAGUUUGAUUGUUUUUACUUU